AUGUACAUUAGGGUUUUGGAAAAGCUUACUGAUACUGCCCUGAGCGCUCACCUCAUCUCCAUCUACCGCGACUACCUUCCAACGCAGGGUACUUCCCUGCCCAAAGUUGUGUACAUCGAUUGCAAGAAUAGCUUUCCCAUCAGAACAUUCCACGCUCAUCUCGCCACCGCCCCCUCGGCCUUAUCAGUUACAUCUGAGCAAAUCAUGGAGAACGUGCGAGUCGUAGUGUGUCUAGACCUCACUGAACUACGAAAAGCAAUCCAGACCCUAUCUCAUUCGCUCGCAGUUGAGCGGGCAUCAUCAAAAGAAACAGACCCUUCUUCCACAUCGACUACGUUCGUUAUUCUCUGUGGCUUAGAUGCUAUGUACCGUGCGACACAUCUCGUUGAUCAUCUUCUAGCCCACCAGCAGCUGAAUGACUCUUUGUUGAGACUACGCAUACUUGCAGCUGAACAGGAGUCUGGUGCACUACAAACUGAUAUACUCCUUCCGCGCGCUGAAUUCCCGCGAGCUGCAUCCACUCUUCUCUAUAAGGAAGCCUCGAAUUCUACACACCCGAUUAAAAAGCCCAGAUCUAGCUGGUAUGGCUCUGGUAAUAUGCUCGGUGAUUACAUAAUAAAAUUCUAUACAGAUUAA
Eremothecium gossypii ATCC 10895 is the source of this 636-nucleotide messenger RNA. RefSeq names its product Csm2p (gene CSM2). NCBI's taxonomy places the organism in Eukaryota, Fungi, Ascomycota, Saccharomycetes, Saccharomycetales, Saccharomycetaceae. The transcript has a single exon. Gene Ontology annotation, biological process: recombinational repair. Bases 1 to 636 code for a protein of 211 amino acids. The record is from RefSeq and is marked provisional. Gene Ontology annotation, cellular component: Shu complex; nucleus.